CGACAAUCCACAGAACACAGAUUAAGCUCCAGCUUCUUCUUCAAUUUAAAGUUUUAUUCUGAAUCUCAAAGUCAAAAUGCGUUCUAUUCUCGUCUUGGGUUUAAUUGUUGCCGCUUUUGCCGUCUACACCUCAGCGCAACCCUAUCAGUUACAAUACGAGGAAGAUGGUCCUAGAUACGCACUGGAACUCCCCAUUGAAGAAGAAGCGCUUCCUGGCCAGGUGGUGGAGCAGCAUUACCGGACGAAACGUGCAAUGUGUGAUUUAUUGAGUGGCUUGAACAUGGGUCGUAGCGUGUGCGCAAUGCGUUGUAUCCUUAAGGGACAUCGCGGAGGCUGGUGCGAUGAUCAAGGCGUUUGUAAUUGCAGAGUUUAAUCUAAAGUGCUUGUACUACU
Hermetia illucens (black soldier fly) is the source of this 393-nucleotide messenger RNA. Its product is annotated as defensin-B-like. Gene Ontology annotation, biological process: humoral immune response; defense response to bacterium. The record is from RefSeq and is a predicted model, not a curated record. The transcript has a single exon. Lineage: Eukaryota; Metazoa; Arthropoda; Insecta; Diptera; Stratiomyidae. The coding region runs from base 77 to 373 and encodes 98 amino acids.